AGUGUCUGCAAUACUGCCGCUGUUUAGGGUUCUCCUCCUUGCUCCCCUGUCCAUCCUGGACCGUCGGUUUAAAGGACACAUAUUCCGGCCAUUUUCUAAGCCGCGUAGUUUGGUGUUGUGUUGUGUUGUGUGUACGCUCGAGGUUUUCUUUUCCCCCUUUCACGUAGUAGCAAAUGCACAAGGUCGGCCGUGUGCUCGCGGCGACCGCCGUCCCUUUCGGAUGCGUCUAUCAUGCAGGUCACCACAGCAUGCGUCGGUGCACAACCUUCUCCGUAAGCUCCUCGUUUGCUGGUCAGCGCGCACUCUCUACGCUGCAGCAACCGCCACUGCAGGUGCGCAGCUUCACAGGGUUGCUGCCGCUGUCCCAUGCUAACUCCUGCACCUACGCCACGUUGCGGGCGGCGACGCGCACGCAGCACGCACACGCCACGUCCACCGCUGCGGAACCGGAAACAGGCGCAGCAGCCUCGGGAGCAUCCACAGCCCCCACCGCGAGUGAGUCAGCGCCCGAGGCACCCAAGCCGGCGGCAGCGGAGCAGCAACCGGCACGGAAGGACGGGAUACAGAUCGACCCCAGUCGUCUCCCAAGCACCAUCCCUGGCAUCUCGCAAGAGGAGCUGGCCGCCCGCAUCACGGCGUACCACACCAAGAAGGCGCAGGAAGCCAAGGAGUGGUCCUCGAAGGCCUUAACACAGGAGGUCGAACUGAUGCGCCGCUCUCUCUCGCCGAACAACUUUGAAGCGUACAUGCAAGACCUCGAGAAGGGUAUGGCAGCGGCGGCGAAGGAGCAAGCUAAACUGGCCGCCAUGUCACCUGUACAGUUGCACCAGUAUCAGCAGAAGAAGAAGCGCCAGGCGGUGCGCUACGAGUGGUACAAGACGUUUUUGAUGUUCUUUGCGCUAGUGGGUAGCACAGCUUUUUUGUUUUCGCUGUUCUUGUUUUUUGAGUAG
Messenger RNA from Leptomonas pyrrhocoris, 950 nucleotides. RefSeq lists its product as hypothetical. The transcript has a single exon. The record is from RefSeq and is a predicted model, not a curated record. NCBI's taxonomy places the organism in Eukaryota, Euglenozoa, Kinetoplastea, Trypanosomatida, Trypanosomatidae. Bases 174 to 950 code for a protein of 258 amino acids.